GACCAGAAGAUGUACACAACGCUCACUCACACAGUCACACACUAUCUCUCCGGUCUCAGUCUCCGCCAUGGCUCCCGCCGGAGCCACUUCCCUUCACUCUUCCCUCUGCAGCUUCUCUUCUCACAAACCGUCGCCUCCAAAUUCCCAGCAGCCAAACACCCAAUUGGGUCCCAAACCCAAAAGCCUCCUCCAAAAGCACCCACUCUAUACUCCAACCCACACCAGACUCUCCCUUGAAUUCAAAGAGAAAAUUCUCUGCCUUGAAAUUAUGGGUGUUGAUUCAGGCAAGGCCCUUUCAGUAAACCCUGAUCUCAGAACUGCCACUAUGGAAUCCAUCCAUUCCAUCAUCUCCUUCCUUCACUCCAAAGGCAUCCAACAGAAUGACUUGCCCAGAAUUCUGGGCAUGUGCCCUAAGAUUCUCACCUCCAGCAUCAAAUCUGAGCUUAGCCCAGUUUUUGAUUUUCUCUCCCACGAACUUCAAGUCCCAGAUCGCAGCUUCAGAAAGGUCAUUAACAAAUGCCCAAGAUUGCUCACUUCAAGUGUCAAAGACCAGCUCAAGCCAGCUUUGUUCUACCUUCAGAGGCUAGGGUUCAAGGAUUUGUUAGCCCUGGCUUAUCAAGAUUCUGUCUUGCUGGUUUCUAAUGUGGAAAGGACUCUAAUUCCUAAACUGAAGUUCUUGGAGAAUCUGGGUUUUUCAAAGGAAGAAACUAAAGAUAUGGUCCUGAGGUGUCCUGCAUUGUUGACCUUCAGCAUUGACAAUAACUUUCAGCCCAAGUUUGAGUAUUUUUCUGGGGAAAUGGGAAGAAAGCUGGAGGAGCUGAAAGAGUUUCCUCAGUAUUUUGCUUUUAGCUUGGAAAACAGGAUAAAGCCUAGGCAUAUGGAGGUUGUGCAAAGUGGGAUCAAUAUGCCUUUGUCUUUGAUGCUUAAGAGCACUGACGAUGAGUUUAGGGAGCUCAUGAAGCAGAAAACUGAAUGAUUGUGGUGAGAUCAGAGCUGAUGUAUUAUCACUGAACAAAGUCUUUAAUCAUUAAAGGAUGGUAACUUGGUAAGUGUAUGUGUAUAUGAGAGGUGAGGUGAUGUCACUAAAAGUUGUGUUAAUAACUUGAUAUAUCUAUAUAUUUCUUUCUCCUUGGUUUGCUCA
Molecule: messenger RNA, 1141 nt
Organism: Prosopis cineraria
Lineage: Eukaryota; Viridiplantae; Streptophyta; Magnoliopsida; Fabales; Fabaceae
Product: transcription termination factor MTEF1, chloroplastic
Exons: 1
Coding region: 68-976 (302 amino acids)
Biological process (GO): regulation of DNA-templated transcription
Molecular function (GO): double-stranded DNA binding
Source: RefSeq, a predicted model, not a curated record